AUGGGGAAGUGGGGUUUAAUUCGGCUUUUUAAAACCAUUUUCGCUUCAAGCAAAUAACAAAUGCAUUUAUAAAGGCCCAGACCAUUACAUAACUUCGGGUGGGAUGGGGGCGCGUGCGCGCCUAGUUGAAUGCAUCGGUAUUUGGGCUAACAACUCUCAUAUAGAUAAAGCUGUAUAGUCAACUAGCAAGCAUGCUAGCUAGGUACUAUUGUUGCUUGCUAGCUAGGUACUAUUGUUGCUUGCAUGCUAGCUGAGUACUAUUGUUGCUACCUUACAUUAACUGGCGAACUAGCUAAAUCAAAUUAUUGAAACGAUACUAUCUGAAGAGCGCACGAAAAGUGUUACUUUGCUAUAAGAACACAAAUAAAUGUUACCACCGCGCAUGCCAUGUCCAGAUUAGUAGACCCAGCAAUGAAUUGCAUUUGCAACAGUGUAGCUACACUGUGAAUUCAAUGGCUGGAGGCCCGUGUGUCAAAAUCAUAUACAUUAAAACCAGAGCGCGUGCAUAUGUUGAUAAUGCCACAUAACAAUCGUAGCUACAAACUAUGCUAGCAGAAUAUGCGGACAGGACCUUAAUCAGCAUCCUGGAAGAGGAAAGCACGGAAGAUCUGUGUCCCACACCACAGACAGGUGCAGUGUGUAGCCAGAGCUGCACAGAGGGAGGAAGCUCUGGGGAGGAGGUGGUGCAGCAGUGCACCCCUCCGGCUGUGGCUGUGCUGGGUGGCGACCCCCAGGCUGAGCAUUAUGUGGCUGGGUCAUCCCAGCAUGCCCUGCAUCCAGUACCUGCUGCGCCCCUGCCACCACUGGAUAACACGGCCACGUCACAGCCAGAAAGACGCGUACACGUCAGUGAAAAGAACGCACCCACAGAGAGUCACCCCAACGGCAAAACUAAGGACAGCCGUGAAGAAGGGGCUAUGUCGGAUAGUGGUGCUGAGGUUGUCCAAGGAGGAUUGGGCCCAUCGCACGCCAAUGAUCCUAGUGUCUCUACAGAGUCUCACUCAGACAGAUUCUCUGACAUACAGACGGAAGGAACAGAGCAAGAUUUGCAUUACGGGUCACAAACUGAUAACCGCAGCCACACAGACAGACAGACGGGCGCUGCUGGACCAGGUCAGGACCAGGCUCUGCAGCAGGGAGAUGCAGGUGGAAUGGAGGUUGUCAGUCGGACAGAACAGCGACAGCCUCUCCCAGAGACGGAGAAAUUGGAAUAUAAACAAAAGACUGGAAAGGAGGAACUUAGCAGGGAACACCCAGCUAGAAACCUUUCCUCUGAAUCCUUCUCAACAGCCUCCCCUCUUCCCCUCAGCCCAAAUACAGAUAAAGUCCCAGACCACACAGAAGACGGAGGGAUGGAGCAGCCUCAAACAACUCUGCCUACUCAGGCGAAUCAGGCCAGCCACAGACCUCUAUCUGAGGUUAAAGAGCAAGCAGGCAUUCUUCAAAAUUCUGAGCAGCCCAUCACUGACAACUGUGAGAGGAAACAAACCGACAUCUCCACAGAACCUAAAAUCACCAUGCAGAACUCGAAUGACGACAAAGGAGAGAUGCCGGGAGCUAAUGCUGUGGAGCAGGGACCACAAGAACCUGAAAGACCUACAGAACCAUCUGAGAGUGGACAUGUCACACUUGGGAGUUCACACACACAAACGCCACUCCCAGCCCCACCAACUGACGUAUCUGGGACCCCACAGCCAGGAGCUAAAUACUCUGGACUUGUACCCUACACGCCUCCUGGCAGUGGAAAUUCCACCCCAAGCUACUCAACUGACCGACAGAGUGAGAGCGAUAACGAAAAAAGUCCACCUCAACAGAAGGAACAGAUUGAGACUAACAGGGCAGAGGAGGAGACUGAAAUGGCCGAGCCCUCGCCCAACCUUACAAUCCAGUCACAAAGCUCUUUUCUACACGAGACGUCAACAACAGCAGCAACUCCUCAUGUCCACCACCUCCCCAGUUUAGAACUGGACUCAAUGCAGACAGAACAAUCUGUUGAAGUUCAGAUGUCUAAUCUUGAGCACGUAACCAGGAUAGAGACUCCACUGGUGUCUGAACAUGUCCUCUCAACUGACACUCAAGGAGCUGUGAUGCUUGGAGGAGAGACCAGCCUGGAGUUGUGUGAGGAGGUGCAGGUUAAUCAGUGUAUCCUCCUGGAAGAACACAAUGUUAUUGAAUUAAACUCUGAACUUUCUUCUGGAGAAACAAAGUCGUUUAUUGAAGGGACCCAUUCGGACAUUGAAAUGUCCCAACUGGCUGCUGGAGAAUUUGAGAUUUAUAGCUUUGCAGAGGAGGAGAUUGCAACAGAAGUUGUUGGAGAGAGACUGUCUCUCUCCCCAAGCUAUGAAGUAAACUUAUUCACCCCACUCAUUGAACACUCUGAGAAUUGUACAGCCAGUGAGGGACAAGACAUACACCUGCCAUCUCCCCCUCAAACGGGUAAUGACAAUGAUCAAGCCAUUAUCCAGCAAGGCCCCCUUUCAUCAGAUCACGGUCUCUCAGAAAUGGAGGUCUGUUCAAAUGACUAUAUUCCUAGUCUCUCUACACAACAUGUAGAGAUGACUGAUGAAAGACAUCAUUUAGAACCCGAAAACACAACUACUGAAGCGGACACUGCUGUGGUGGAAGAUUCAAGUGAGGUUGAUUUAGUCAUAACUGUCCCAGGAUCAGAUAAAACAGUUGGAAAGGCGAACACUUGUACACAAGCUACAGAACCUUGUAUGGAGACCAGCACAGCUGUCUCAGACCAUAGAGGGGUGAGCUUUUCCCCAACCACCCAUCUGAGUGACAUCCAAAAGCUGCCAGGGGAAACUGAAGUAGGGUCAACGACCAGUAAGUCUUCUCUUGUCUCCCCAAUGGACGAAUUAACAGAGGUUGUUGUACAGUCAACCAGUCAACACAGUAUUGAGGUCCUCUCCUUGCCAAUUACCAUACACUUGUCAGAGAGUAAAGGGCAGAAUUGUCCUCUAAUAGAGGUACCAGGAGUUACCUUACGAAGUACUACAGAACCAGAGUCCUGUGUUUCAUCUCAUGAAGGGCCUGAAGAUCCACAGCCCUGUCCAACUCUGACAGAAACCCCAGUGCAGACCCAGCAGGAUGUUGAUCGUGCUGUUAAUGUGACAUCAACAACCGAGGUCAAACCGGAGGCUUCCCGGUCCGCGCUCUCCUCUGGCGUCAUCGACCCAAAGCUCCUCCUAUUAAAGCGCGGGGACACCCCUCUCCUCAAACAUCCACCCUCCUUAUUGUUGGGGUUGUGCGUGCAGCAAAGCAACAGCUUGACACAUCCUAGCGCUAGAAGCCCCAGCUGUGGCUCAGACACGGCGCCUGUGGUAGAGUGCCCUCCCAAAGCUGUGGCAGCCGCAGUCUCUGUGCAGGAGCCUGUGGCUCUCUGCAUUCAUAGAGGCCAGACAGAGCCCUCCGUCAAGAGAGAACCCACAGCAGCACUUCCCUCUACAAACACCCCAUCACAGCCCCGUCUGCUCCCUCCCUCUGGUCCCACGCCAUGCAAAUCUGACAGAGGGGCCUUAACUUCGAUCAAAACUUCCAUGGGGAAAGCAGUGACAGUUUCCCAAACCUUAAACCCUCCCACCAUUGGCAACACACCUUCCAAGCGCCCCUCUGACCCCAAGUUGCCCUCAACAUCAGGCAAUGUGACGAGGAGUAGUCUCUCCAUUUCCUCCUGUGAUGGGAGCCAGUCUGGACCGCUCCCCGUUAUCCGGCCACGGCUAGCUGGUGUGAAGGGCCCAGGGAUCAGCAGCGCCAAGGAGGAGAGCAGUGAUGGGGAGGCUGACCUAGCAGUGGAGGCCAAGCCUGGCCGCAGGAGCAUGGUCACCCACAGCCCAGUAGAGAGCAAGCAUGAGCAGAGACAGAGCAGGCCAGACAGAAAGGCCCUUUUCUCAAAGGUACGCCAGUGGAUAGCAGACAGGGUCACUCCAAGUUCGUCUCCCUUCUCGCCCUGUUCUUCACCCCCCUCUCCUAGCCCAUCUUCCUCCAGUGACUGGACUCCCAGCACUACUCCCCUCGCUCUCCGAGGUCCCCGGGGUAGGUUCCUCUCCCCGCCCUCUAUGGGCCUGGGAGGUUCCUCCCCAUCGGACCCGGUCACUCCCUAUCGACCCCGCAUGGAGCGUCACGCGGACAUGGCCGAACUGGCCAAACACGAAGCUGAGAUAGAGGGCAGGACCCUAGCGUUGAAGAGAGAAGGCUUCUGGUCUAUAAAGCGACUGACCCGUCUGACGGAGCCGAUCCGGCCCAAGGUGCACUGGGACUACCUGUGUGAGGAGAUGCAGUGGCUCUCUGCUGACUUUGCCCAGGAGAGAAGGUGGAAGAGAGGGGUCGCCAGGAAGGUGGUGCGGAUGGUGAUGCGACACCACGAGGAGCUAAGGCAGAAGGAGGAGAAGGCCAAGCGGGACGAGCACGCCAAAAUCAGACGAGUCGCCUCCAACGUAGCCAAGGAGGUCCGGGCCUUCUGGGGCAGUGUUGAGAAGGUGGUGCAGUACAAGCAGCAGUCCCGGUUAGAGGAGAAGAGGAAGAAGGCUCUGGACCUCCAGCUGGACUUCAUCGUGGGCCAGACAGAGAAAUACUCCGACCUCCUUAGUCAGGCCCUGGAAACGGCACCGGCUGGGAACAGUGAACCUGCACCCUCGCCACCCAAAAAAUCCCUUCCACCUGCUGUGGAUGAGGAUGACCGAGACUUUGAGCCUCCGUGUGGCGAGGAGGAAGAUGACGAGGAGACCAUCGACGUAGAGGAGGCGCAGGACGGCAAUGAUGCCGAGACCCAGAGGAGGGAGAUGGAGAUGCUGAGACAGGAGGGGACCAUGUCCUUGGCAGAGUUGCUCAGCACCCUCAAACGGCCUCAUUCACAGGACUCGGAAGAGGAGUGCUCAGGCAAUUCGUCAACAACAGUGGAGGAAGACGAAGAGUUCACAGCCAACGAAGAGGAUGCUGAAGACGAGGAGGACACCAUCGCAGCCCAGGAGGUAGUGGAGGGGGAAGCUGAUCACACAGGAGAGCUUGAUGACUUGGCUAAAGAAGGUGACAUGACCGUGGAGGAGCUGCUGGAGAAGUACAAAGGAGCGUAUGCCUCUGAUUUCGAGGCGCCCUCCGCGUCCGCCUCUCCUGCCAGCACAGAGGAGUCGGAAAAUUCCGGAGACGAGGAAGAGGAGAGCGAGGAAGAAGAAAGUGAUGUGGAGAGCAACACCACCUCCUCAGAUGAUGAGGACAGUGAAGAGGACGAGGUCAGUGACAUUGAGGAAGAGGACAGUGAGGAAGAUGAGUGCGGUGAGGGGAUGGAGAUCCUGCUGAAGGAGGGGGACCACAGCCCCCCUCUGCCAACCGGCCCGCGGCCCAAGAAGGAGAUCAGCCACAUUGCUGCUACUGCAGAGAGCCUCCAGCCCAAAGGCUACACCCUGGCCACAACCAAGGUCAAAACUCCCAUUCCCUUCCUGUUGGUGGGCCAGCUGCGUGAGUACCAGCACAUCGGCCUGGACUGGCUGGUCACCAUGUACGAGAAGAAGCUCAACGGCAUCCUGGCUGACGAGAUGGGCCUUGGGAAGACCAUCCAGACCAUCGCCCUGCUGGCUCACCUCGCCUGUGAAAAGAGUAACUGGGGGCCCCAUCUGAUCAUCGUGCCAACCAGUGUGAUGCUGAAUUGGGAGAUGGAGCUGAAGCGCUGGUGUCCCGGAUUCAAAAUCCUCACUUACUAUGGCAGUCAGAAGGAGAGGAAACUCAAGAGACAGGGUUGGACCAAGCCCAACGCUUUCCACGUGUGCAUCACCUCCUACAAGUUGGUGCUGCAGGACCACCAGGCCUUCCGACGCAAGUCCUGGCGCUACCUCAUCCUGGACGAGGCCCAGAACAUCAAGAACUUCAAGUCCCAGCGCUGGCAGAGCCUGCUCAACUUCAACAGUCAGAGGCGCCUGCUGCUGACAGGCACCCCGCUGCAGAACAGCCUGAUGGAGCUGUGGUCCCUGAUGCACUUCCUCAUGCCCCACGUCUUCCAGUCCCACCGAGAGUUCAAGGAGUGGUUCUCCAACCCCCUCACCGGUAUGAUCGAGGGUAGCCAGGAAUACAACGAGGGCCUGGUAAAGAGGUUACAUAAGGUGCUCAGACCGUUUCUGUUGAGGAGAAUCAAGGUGGAUGUGGAGAAGCAGAUGCCUAAGAAAUAUGAGCAUGUGGUGCGCUGCCGUUUGUCCAAGAGGCAGCGCUUCCUCUACGAUGACUUCAUGGCACAGGCCUCGACCCGGGAAACGCUGGCUAGUGGUCACUUCAUGUCUGUGAUCAACAUCUUGAUGCAGCUCCGUAAAGUGUGUAACCACCCCAACCUGUUUGACCCUCGGCCCAUUCACUCCCCCUUCAUCACCAAGCCUAUCGUCUUCCACACUGCCUCCCUGGUACAGCGAGCCCUGGACGUCUCCCCAUUCAAGCGCUGCGACCUGUCCAUGUUUGACUUGGUGGGUCUGGAGGCCAACGUGUCCAGGUACCAGGCCGACGUGUUUCUGCCUUCCAGGAAGGUCACCCGUCAGCUGAUCCAGGAGGUCAUGGAGUCUCCCGACACCCCUCCCCGUCCCAAACCCGUCCGCAUGAAGGUCAACAGGAUGUUCCAGCCCUUACCUAAGGCUGAUGGUCGCACGGUGCUGGUGGUGAACAAACCCCGACCCACCUGCCCUGUCACCCCUGCUGCUCAGGCCUCAAGGACCCCUCUCAUCCAGGAUGUGACCCCAACCCCUACACCGCCAGUCCAACAAACAGUGUGUUCAGUUGCACCCACAGCCCCUCCUCGCCCGCCCUUGCACCCCAGUGGCCCCUCUGUCAUGAGGUCCGGCUCCCCAAUGCCAGUCCUGGCCGUACGCCCGCCCACCACCUCCUGCAACCCCGCCACCCAUCUCACCCAUCCUCCCAGCAACGUUUUGACCCAACGGGUUUUGCUCAGCCCAGACAUGCAGGCCCGGCUUCCCUCUGGGGAGGUAGUGAGUAUCGCCCAACUGGCCUCAUUGGCCGGGCGUCCUGUGUCAUCGUGCCAGGGCAGUAAGCCUGUCACCUUCCAGCUGCAGGGCAACAAGCUCACCCUGUCUGGAACCCAGCUCCACCAGGUUCCCAUGGCACCUCCACGCCCAGUACAAGGUAACGUCAUGCAUCUGGUGACCAGCGGAGGGCAGCACCACCUCAUCAGCCAGCCAGCCCAAGUAGCAGUUUUCAGUUCAGCCAAUACCCACGCUGUCCCCACCUCUCCUGUACCCUCGGGAAUCCAGCUGCCUUGCAAUUCUUCUCAAGUGCCCUCCUCCGUGGUGACCAGCUCUGGGAUUGUGAAGAUUGUGGUACGCCAGUCAAGCAAGGAAGGAGGGGGUGUACCCACCCUGGCAGUGCCCCCUUCUCCUCGCGUAGCCCCCCAGGCAUCAACCUCCAUGCACCAUCAUGCCAAUACUGCCGUGAGAACUCCUGCCCCCCAGCAAACCGCCCAUCGCCACCCCGGACCCACCACUGCUCAAUACACCCUGGCCCCCCCUAGAACCCCUACCUCAGUCACAAUUAGAACCUGUACUCCAGCCCCCCCUCGAAUCCCUGCCCCAGCCCCUCCUCGAACCCCUGCCCCCCCCCGUAAUCCUACCUCAGCCCCCAGUCAGUCCCAGCCCCCUCGCCCGGUGCUGAAGGUAGUAACGGGACCAGCAGAAACCAGCACAGAACAGAAAGCGCGUGUGAAUUCUACAUUGACACGUGAGGAGAGCAGCGACACCAAAUCAGCCGUUCCUAAAUCAGGGUCACAUGUUGGUGGAUUUGUCCCCCCUCGACCUCGGGCACAACCUCGCCCACCUCCUCGCUCCCCCUUCUACAUGGCAUGGCUGGCAGACAGCCGCAAGAAGCAGCGAGACAGCCGCCUGACCCAGAUCAUCCGGAUCAACGACCUGCACUGCAGCGCCAAGCCCGUAUUUGGCCAUGAGGUGCUGGACUUCCUCACCUUCCUCCCGGGCUCCUGCCCUGCUCCGGCCCCCAGGGCCCUGGGUCAGUGGGGUCGCUCGGGCCACGCCGCCUGCCUGUUCGCCCAGUCCCACAGCACUACGGACUACUGGGACCAGAGCCGCGCCCUGAGGGAGGGCAUCCACACCACCGAGGACAGGCUGCAGCUGCUCAAAGAUGUGAUCGAACGGUUUACGUUUGUGAUCCCGCCGGUGGAGGCUCCGGCCAUCACCAUGCGAAGCUGCCACCCCCCUCCGUCUCUGAGCCACCAGCAGGCCGUGUUCACCUCGCUGCUCUCCUCCCAGGUGGCCCCGCUCGCACGCAGUCUGCACCGCAUCCAGUGCAACAUGAGGACCCACUUCCCUGACCUGAGGCUCAUCCAGUACGACUGCGGUAAGCUGCAGACGCUCCACACCCUGCUGCGUCGGCUGAAGGAGGGCCAACAUCGCGUUCUCAUCUUCACCCAGAUGACCCGCAUGCUGGACGUGCUGGAGCAGUUCCUCAACUACCACGGACACAUCUACCUCCGGCUGGACGGCAGCACCCGCGUCGAGCAGAGACAAUCCCUGAUGGAUCGCUUCAACGCGGACCGCCGCAUCUUCUGCUUCAUCCUGUCCACGCGCAGCGGCGGCGUGGGGGUGAACCUGACAGGCGCCGACACGGUGGUGUUCUACGACAGUGACUGGAACCCCACCAUGGACGCCCAGGCCCAGGACCGCUGCCACCGCAUCGGACAGACCCGCGACGUCCACAUCUACAGGCUGAUCAGUGAGCGCACGGUGGAGGAGAACAUCCUAAAGAAGGCCAACCAGAAAAGAAUGCUGGGAGACAUGGCCAUAGAAGGAGGCAACUUCACCACCGCUUUCUUCAAACAGCAAACCAUCAGGGACCUGUUUGACGUGAAUGAGGGGGAGAAGAAGGAGGUGACCCCAGAGCCGUCUGUGCCCCAACCAGAAGAGGAAGAGACGGGCAACAAACAGAACACCACCAUCCUGGAGCAGGCCCUUUGUCGUGCCGAGGACGAGGAGGACAUAGUGGCUGCCUCCCAAGCCAAAGCAGAGCAGGUAGCUGAACUGGCAGAGUUCAACGAGGCCAUCCCAUUGGACGAGGCUGGCGAAGGGAGGGACCCGGAAGAGGAGGAGCUCUCCAAGGCAGAGCAGGAGAUAGCGGCUCUUGUGGAGCAGCUCACUCCUAUAGAGCGCUAUGCUAUGAAUUUCCUGGAGGCUUCACUGGAGGACGUGUGCAAGGAGGAGUUAAAGCAAGCAGAGGAGCAGGUGGAGGCUGCCAGGAAGGGGCUGGACCAGGCCAAGGAGGAGGGCCUGAAGCUGCAUGCAGGCUCCUCGGACAACGACGACGAGGACUUCUCAUCACAGCCAGCGGAGGAGCCCUCGCCGCCCGGGUCGGGCCGUCGCCCACGCAAACACAAAGAGAAAGGCGCCCCCUCCACCAGAAUCAGCGGUAGGCUCCGAGGAGCCACGGCCUCCCCACCGCCCACUUCCCCAGAGCCAGAGUCCGAUUCCCCCACCCCCAGAGAAGUGCCUGAAAGGCUCCGCUCAGCUCUGAGAGGACGAGGGGGGAUCAAAGACACUACCACCACACCGGCCCGCACAGAGCACCCCAGGGCCCACACCUCCUCAUCAAAGGAAUCUGCCAAACCUGCAUCCACAACCCCGGCCUCUCCUUCUAGAGACUCCAGCCUCAAAUCCGGGUCGGCAGCGCAACCUCUCGGAUCUCAGUCCGAAUCCAGCUCAGUGCCUUCCACUGCCACCAGUCCUCUAGCUAUGAAACCACUGACACUACCAGGGGAGUCACACACCAGGUCACCCAGCGGGGAGAGGGCAGUGUGUAUCACCUCAGAGUCCACGUGUCCGGUGGACCACCAGUCAUACUCUGCCCAGGCCAGGGACUACGACAUUAGGGACCAGGAGUCCCUGUCUCCCAACUCUGUGUGCCCUCUCUCCCGAUCGCCCCGCAAGCGCCAGUCGGCUGACGGGGAGGUCCUGCUAGGCCUUCCGGAACAUUCCCCGUCGGCCAAGGUCCUGCGGAAGCUCCCUGGUCGCCUGGUGACGGUGGUGGAGGACAAGGAGCCCAGGAAGAGGAGGAGGAGAGGCAGCGGGACAGGAGGAGGCUCAUCAGAGGAGACGGAGAACGCUGAGUCAGGCCGAGGCUCAGACGAGCCAAGCCGAGACUCCCAAACCCCUGACAAAACCAGCCAGAUACCCGAAGAGAAAGGAACUGCUUCAAAAUACUCAACGACCACCAAACUCACAGAGGACCAAGAAUCCCCCUCAACACACACCUAUCCUGCCAGAAGCUACCUCCCUUACUCCCCGCCCCACCAAUCCCCUGACAUGCCGGUGCUGAGGAACCUGCCGGUGCGGCAGCGGCUGGAGAGCGAGUCUCGAGUGGCGGCGCAGUUAGGAGAGCUGGGCCGAGGGAGGGGAGGGAACUACCACAGGAAAAUGGACAAUCAGCCAGGAAAAGACGGAAACUUGUCCUCAGUCGCUAAUGUUGCGAACUCGACCCCACCAGUGAAACGAAAGAGGGGCCGACCCCCCAAAACUCCCCUCGGGUUGGCGGUAUCCCAGCCAGAGUAUGUAUCUCCUCCCCAGCCCACCUCAGCAAGUGAGGGGAGCCCCGCUCUCUCCCCUAAACGCAAGCGGGGUCGUCCCCGCAAGGACUCGACAACUGUAAAGAAUGCCGUGGGUGCAGGACAUAACUCAACCGCCAGCACCACCAGCCGACCUGGUUCCCUGUCUGACGCUGUUGACACAGAGCCACUACUCCCGUCUGCCCCCACUGAGCCUCAAACUGUGGCCUCCUCUGCUAUCUGCACCAGCCAAGACUCUCUGUCUACCAAAGCUGAGGACUCUACCGCAACAUUAAAACCAAACACUAAGACUGAGGACCUUACCACAACCCCAACUGCAAUCCUAGCACUAAGCCCAGCUCAAGUUCUUACCGCUAUUCCUGCGCCAAGCCGAACUCGAGUUCCCAUCUCAAUUCCAAUCUCUGUCUCCACCUCAAGCUCAACCGAUGUCCCUGCCUCAAGCUCAACAACCAUCUCCACCUCGGUUCCAAUUUUAGUCCCUGCCACAAGCUCACCCACAGUCCCCGCCUUAAACUCAACCUCUGUUCCUGCUUCAAGCUCAUCCACAGUUUCCACCCCAAGCUUACCCACAGUAUCCACAUCGAGGCCGCCCUUUAGCCCUUCCUCAAGGUCAACCUCUGGUCUCAUUCGAAUUCCAACUGCAGUCCUCACCUCAACACUUGCCCAGUUCCUCACCUCAAGACCUAGAGUCUCCACUUCUCCACCAAUCUCCACAACUACCACACAAAUCGUCACCCCUACCCCCAACAAGAUCUCCACUCCUCCCCUUGCCCAAAUCGCUAUCCCUACUCCAGCUCAAAUCUCCAAAAUGGCCACAUCAGCCUCUACUCCAAACGUCACCCCCACUCCAGCCCCUACACCAACACUCACAAAUGUCAAACCAACCCCUACUCCGGGCCCUACCACAAUUGUUGCAACCCAUGUACCAACACUUAGAAAACUCACCUCAAUCGCAAAUCUGACCACCAUUUCCACACCAGCCCCAAGUAUAAUAGUCACCACCGUCACAUCAGCCCGAACCACAGCCAUCACAGCAGUUACUGCAACAACCUCCAUACCAACUUCUACCAAAAUCACCAUCACAACCCCCACACCAGCCCCUACAACAACCACCACACUAACCUCUACACCAGCCCCUACCACAACUGUCACCACCGUUACACCAGCCCCUACCACAACUGUCACCACCGUUACACCAGCCCCUACCACAGCUGUCACCACCGUUAAACCAGCCCCUACCACAACUGUCACCACCGUUACACCAGCCCCUACCACAACUGUCACCAGCGCUACACCGCCCCCACCCAGAACUGCCACCACUGCUACUGCAUCCGCUGCCACAAGCAUCACAUCAACUCCUACCCCAACCCCCACUGAAGCCCCCAUGCCAACCCCCGCCCCUUCCCAAGUAUACAACUCUACUACCAACAAAAUCCUCACCCAGAUAUCCACCCCAGCCCCCACUCCAAGUUCAACAUUAGUCUUGCCCCUGGCCCAAAUUCCUAUUACAUCUACCCUCUCCAGCAACUCUACUGCUGUGGCUGCCACAGAGAACCAGACUGUGGAGACUGCCCAGAAUCCAGAUUCAGAGAACAUAAAAGACAUGGAGGUGGAGACCCAGGCGGCUAAAGAGGACAAAAAGACGGAGGGUGGAGAAGAGGAGAUUAGUGACUCUCAACCGAAAAAGAGGAAAGUGGAGAAUUCUCCUGAAGCCAAAGACACUGUCCUUUCCACUCCCUCACUCGCUGACCCAGAGACUCCAGUGGCUCCUCGGCCAGAGGAAACAGAUAAGCAGAAGAUAGAGGAGAGUGCCAGAGAUGACAAAGCCGCCAGCAAGAAGAGGCCUCUUAGUCGCCAGAGCAGUCAGGAGUCUGUGCGCUCCUCUUCUCCCUCCUCUGUGUGCUCUACAUCCAAUCCCACCCGGUCAUCCCAACACAAGAAGAGUGCAGAGAAGAGAGCACCUGCCAAGAGGAGGCGAGGAGAGGUUCUGUUUGACCCAGAGAAGGGAGAGGGGAAGACUGAGAAAGAGUCCACCAACGCCACUCGGAGGAGGCAGUCCAGGUCCUCUUCUUCAGACUCGGACCCCUGUGAAACCAGGAAAGAGCGCCUCCUCACCCGCUCGUCCCAGAUCUGGCAGGAGAAAGAGGGGGAAGGAGAGGGCAACAGGCGGAGAAGAAGACCCGCCAGGAGCUCUGAACGGGAGGGCAGGACUGUGUCCAACAACACCGGUACUGGGGAGUCUGGCAGCGAGACAUCCUCUGUGAGGGUCACCCGGAAAUCCUCUGGUCCUCUGCCCAACCCAGAGAGUAAACCCCAGUCUAACAGCGUGCCCUCUACCCCUCCCCAGCCAGAGGUCCUGGGAAAGAGGUGCUCAGCCCUGAACGCUGCAGCCAAACUCCUUGCCAUGCGAGGCAGGGUCGACACCCCUGGCAGCAGGAAAGACCCUGCGGCUAAGGCUGCUGGGCAGAAUGCCAUUUCUCCUGCUUCCUCUGACAAGAACCACAAGUCCAAAUCUAAAAGUGCACCAGCCACUCCGCAAACAAACUGCAACAACAAAGCAGGAAUCAGCCAGAUGACCCCCACCAAGUCUAGCCGCACCGCCGCCCGCUCCACCCGCCAGUGCCCUGGCGCCCUCGUCCCACCCCUGGAGACAGACAACAAGAGGGGGAGCAAAAAGGAGGAGAGUGAAAAAGAAAAAAAGAAGCCCUCGGAGGAGAAGGAAGAGGAGGGGUGCGAGAGGGAGACUCACUCGUCCAGGGGCCACAGCGCCUGCAGCAGCGUGAGUAGCGAUGGUGGAGGGAGUAGUCGGACCAGCAGCAACAGCAGCCAGCGCACCCACAGCCUCAGCUCCCAGAGCACCGGGCCCAGGCUCAACAGCUCGCGAGCACCCUCCUCCGGCAGCGAACGUGAACGCAGCACCGAGAGGGGCAGGAGGCGUAGCCACAGGAAGGAAGGAGAAGGCCGGGGGAGGGAGACCCGGAAGGAAAGAAAGGAGAGGCACGCCCAGAAGCGGGAGAGGCUCUCACAGGAAGGGAACGCUGGCUCGGGAGAGGGCACCCCGGACAGGGUGCUGCGCAGCGUGGCGGCUAUGGCAGCAGCUCAGGCCCGCACACCUGCCGCCAACACCCGCUCCUCCCGCUCUUCCUCUGCCCAACACAACAAGACAUGAUGGAAUAACAAGAUAUUUUUUUUAAACUGGGAGAGGGAGUGAGGGAUUCUGACUGGAAAACGGAGGGGAAAUGGCCUCUAAAGUUGCUGCUUUGUCUACACUGACGGAGGCCAGAGCAGAACUACGUGUUGUGCAGGUCAGUGACCUCCCUCCCUCUUGGGCCCUCUCCCCCACCCCACAUUAGAGCUGGUCUCCUCUCCAGUUCAGCCAUCAUCAACUGGGGAAAGGCUUAGAGAUGCCAGACUGUCUGCGGAGAGAAAGGUGCCACCAUGGUAGAGCCCUUCCAGAAGUGAGGUGUUGUAGUCCUGAAGGUGUCACUUCAUACGGACAGUGGCUUGACUGCACACCGGGGACUUUGGGACGAGAUGGGUGCGAGUGAGUUAUUUGUUAGUUCACACUAUUGUACUGUAAAACAUUUAAAAAGACUGGAAUACUAAGAUGUAUGUGUUCGAGAGAGGAUUAGAUUGCACCCGAUAUGCAGAUUUUAUCCUCUGCCAGGGUUAUCGAUGGGAAUCAUUCAUGCGACAUUCAAAAUAAUAUUUUGAGUGACGAUUGUAUCGUACGUUUGAAGGUUUUAGACUUUUUGGGUUCUGGACAUUUUGUCAGCUGUUCUGACCUCUGUUGAUAAGUUAUGGAUAUUUUAUAGUUUCUUCCAGGAAGAGAGCAGAUCUGUAAAUGUGAUCUUUGCUGCAAUAUGCUGGAGUUACUCUUUGCUUGGGUCUCUGUAUCUUGUCAUUUUCUGUCCAUCUGACUUUUUAAAUCCAGCCUGCAAUUUUCCUUUGCACAUCUGACAUGAUGUCCUCAGCAUUUGAGUGCAUUGUGGUGUAGUAUUUUACAUAAAUUUCAAUCAAAUUACUACUACGUUCCUGGUACCUCACACAAUGUAACUCCAAAGCUCCAAAUAUGGCUGUCUCUCUCAAGCUUGUUAUGCAUCUCGAAGAUGCAAAUUAUUUUACUCACUGGCAAUGCAGAAACGGGAGCAGAACCUUGAUUUAACUCCUCACCUUUCCAAAGUCGGACAUUAUGGUUAACAUUUCAUGAAGUUUAUACUAAAAGGGUAUUGAAUCAGUGUGAAUAAAAAAACAGUGCCUAUUAGGCCGAGUGGGUGGACGGAGAUCCCAGUUUGCGUUGUAAAGUACUUGACGUUGAGGUGUGGAACUUACCGAGUUGUCAUUUGUCACAAAAAAAGGAUAUGCUUUCUGUAAAUCACGAGGAAAGCACCUUAUGCAUCAGUGCGAGCAAAUUUUUUUAAAUCUGAAUUUCUACUAUCAUUACAUUGCUCCUCUUUCAUGUAAGGACUUAAAAUAGUGCAGAUGGCUCUGUGACUUGCAUUUGUCAAAGCAGUUUUUGGGCAGGGUGAUGUUUGAGUGAAUGGGUGGAAUAUGGUGAUGGUCUUACCUUGAUUUGUCCAUUUAAUUUGUUACAUUCCUUUGUUCCCUUGUAAUUCCACAUUGUUUUACUUGAAAGACAAAAUGACAGUUGAAUAAAAAGACCAAAAAUGUA
Molecule: messenger RNA, 15230 nt
Organism: Salvelinus fontinalis (brook trout)
Lineage: Eukaryota; Metazoa; Chordata; Actinopteri; Salmoniformes; Salmonidae
Product: helicase SRCAP-like
Exons: 33
Coding region: 546-13727 (4393 amino acids)
Cellular component (GO): Swr1 complex
Molecular function (GO): ATP hydrolysis activity; DNA binding; histone binding
Source: RefSeq, a predicted model, not a curated record